UGGAAACAGGCGCGGUCAGUUGGAUUACUUGUAAUGAUGACUGGCUAUCUAUAGGAGUAUUCCCUGGCAUUUAAACUAGUCUUGCUGCUUUUUUUAUGAUGAUUCUAUAAAAAUAGGCUGCUUCUGCGCGUCAAGGACCAUCUUCAUUGUAUGGAAUAGGUAGCAUUCGGAGAUCAUCCAUGUCAAGACUUAAUCCUGAUCAAGAGCUGGCUAGUUUCCAACGACAACAGGAAGAAUAUGACAAGCUAUACCAGAUGCAGAUGCAUCAGCUUUCGGAACUUGAGCGACGUCAACAGGAGUUUCAACAGCAACAGGAGCAACAUGAACAACAUGAGCAGCAGGAACAACAGCAGGAGCAACAGCAAGAACAACAACCGACACAUGCUCAUAUACUCCAAUCAACAUUGUCCAUGCAGGGAUUUCACGAGCUUGAAAGCCCUACGAAUGGCUCGUUUUUGACACAAAACACCUCUAUGCCGUCUAUGCCCCCCUCACCUCUGCAGACCCCAAUGGUGAUGCGAGCAAAACGUAAGUCUUCAAUGUGUGAAGAGAGGUUUGACCCUUACCACAGCAACCACCUCAAGCGCAGGGCGGUUUCACCGUCGAUUGGACCCAUUAUUAGUCAUCGUCGAAGCCCAUCAAGCUCUCCAGCGCGUCACCUGUCUGGGCACUCUAGGCCCAAGACGGCGCUGUCUUCUCCUUCCGGAACUGGAUCGUUUUUCAGGCAUGGGAAUGGACUUGCUAAUGGCAUAAGUGGAGCCAUAUCGAGCGUUCACAGCUCCCCGAUAGAGAGCAGUGGGGCCAGCAGUGACGACAGUAUGAGUUUGAGCAGCCGAAGUAGCGUCAACGGAAGCAGUAGCGGUCUGGCUGGUUCAAGCAGUGUAUCAUCAACGUUGAACCUUCAGCAUACUUCGCGCUCGUUUUCUGAGCUGUCAUUGGAUAUUCCCAAAGACCAAGCCCACAAUUAAAUUAUGUUCAUUCAGUAGAUCUAUCACUUUUGUUGUAUCUUUGUCACAAAGCCAUGAAUAAUGCGCUGUUUACCAAAGAAAGAGAAUAAGUGGU
Lobosporangium transversale is the source of this 1062-nucleotide messenger RNA. RefSeq lists its product as hypothetical. The coding region runs from base 180 to 968 and encodes 262 amino acids. NCBI's taxonomy places the organism in Eukaryota, Fungi, Mortierellomycota, Mortierellomycetes, Mortierellales, Mortierellaceae. The record is from RefSeq and is a predicted model, not a curated record. The transcript is spliced from 2 exons.